CUUCCCUCAUAUACAUAACACGAAUCUCGCUCACUGACAGCCCUCUGCGCAUACACAGUCAGCUAUUAUCAUACACGUAGCAUUGGCACUCGUUCUACAGGUAGAAAAACUCCUUGGAUCACCUCCGACAGCAACGCCUCGUCAUCGAGCCAAGCUCCAUCCCUUGGAGGCUGCUGCUUAAGCCCUCAACUGCUUUCUCACUACCACAGAAGUACAUUCUUUCGAGAGACCUACGAAGCUCUUGCGAGACAUCUCAUAUUCAUCAUUGUCGAUCAUGGCGGAAGUUGAGGCUGCGCCUAAACAGAAUAGUACGUGGCAUAAUCGCCGGCGCCCGUUUUCGCAAUGGGUCAAACGCCUUGCGAACCUCAAAGGUUCAUCGUCAGAUUCCAACAAUAAUACAAACAAAAAAGGCUCACCUUCGAAGUCCAAGAAGGCUACUCGCUUGAAGAACAAUCCAUACCCUGAAUCAGGAUACCCUCAGGCUCACAAUAAGGAUGCCAACGGCCAUCCCUCCCCCUUCAGUCCCGCUAGACAUUCAGCUGGGAGCUUUGGCUCUAUAGACGAACAAGGAGGAACAGGAGAUCAACGUGCGCCUACUAUCAGCAAUAAAUCCGCAGCACCAACAGUCACAACCAAUCCAGAGACUGUUCACUCGGAGACAGGACAAUCAAAGGCUGAGACUAGUCGCUCAGCCGGAGGGGGGAACAGCACUUUCUCCUCCCCGAACCAUUCAGAGCGAUCUCUUACCACAACCCUCACGACAAUUCAGUCCACGGCUGCGUCAGGCCUUUUGACAACGCAAAAUGGAGGAAAUGUUGCCAACGCUCCACAAGGAAGCCAGAAUCCUGUGCAAUUCACUCAUCAGUUCCCUGUAUCUCCGGCUUCGGCGAUACCACCGCAUCUGGCACCACACAACGUUCCGCAGACAUACCAAGCUGCCACUGCGAACGGUGUACUUACUGACAACGCAUCCAUCCUCACACUCGCGUCAUCCUCAAAGCGACGCCGACGUAAUUCACUAGAUACCAAUGCUUCUGUUCGAGCUUUAGCGCCAUCAUCAGUAUGGGGAGGAAGUCGCGAAUCACUUCCCUUGAGUGUUCUUAGUGAUCGUGUUGAUGGAGCCACGUCGACAAAUCAAGGACCCCGACCUACUACAAUGACGGGAUUUGCAAGUGCGGAGCGAGCCAGCGUUUACUCAUCGUCAGGUGCUGUAGCCCCUACAUUGAGUAGUGAACGCAAUAGCUAUUAUGCCAGCAAGCAGAUUGAUGGAGCGAGCGUACGUAGUGGCAAGCUCGGUCAUGGUCGCUCGGAAAGUAUCACUGGUAGCAUCGGCGGCAUCACACCUAGCAGCCCUCUUGCCAGCCCGCGGGACCCAUUUCCCCUACGCAUCAGCCGAAGGAGUUCAGACUGGAAACGCGCUGACAGCGAUACCGAAGAGGAACAAGAAGAGGACACCAUAAUUGCGAAGGGAGACCCGAAGGUACAGACAUCCUGAGCAGACGCUGGAGUACUGGCGUAUCACGGGAA
Molecule: messenger RNA, 1527 nt
Organism: Pseudovirgaria hyperparasitica
Lineage: Eukaryota; Fungi; Ascomycota; Dothideomycetes; Acrospermales; Acrospermaceae
Exons: 2
Coding region: 275-1495 (406 amino acids)
Source: RefSeq, a predicted model, not a curated record